Molecule: messenger RNA, 2677 nt
Organism: Osmia lignaria (orchard mason bee)
Lineage: Eukaryota; Metazoa; Arthropoda; Insecta; Hymenoptera; Megachilidae
Product: mitogen-activated protein kinase kinase kinase 7
Biological process (GO): positive regulation of canonical NF-kappaB signal transduction; protein phosphorylation; immune response
Molecular function (GO): ATP binding; MAP kinase kinase kinase activity
Source: RefSeq, a predicted model, not a curated record
AAAUCAUGACCCCUCGAGAACAAAGCAUAUUCAGUCUUCUUAUAUCUGUGUAGUUACUGAUUCGCGUAACGGUAAAUCUUCGUUUUGGGCGAUCAACAAUUAGUGGUUCAAAAAUAUCAAAUCUUGUAGUUUUCAACCUGAAAUAUCCAAAAAUACAAAUGAAAAGUUUAGGAAACCAAUGGUUUACCUCCUCUGUGAUCAUAGACUUAUACAGAUAUUAUAAUUAUUGGUGUAUCUUUAUCUAUAUAAGCCUAUGAUGUGUAUACUGACAAUGAAUAAGAAGGUCAAUAGAUAUGCACGCUUGGUGUUACACACAAACGUCAUAGAGCACUUUUAUCAUGAUGCGCAAAACGAACGAAAACUCGUCUUCCGGUAAAUACGUUUUCUCGGGAUGGGGAUUGAGUAGAUCGUAUUUUAACAAAUCGAUUUAUCGAAUCAUAAACAUCAAUCGAUAUAAUUCCUUCACUACACAUACCAUCUGAAUUCUAAUAAAAUGGAAAAUAUUAAAAGAGCUUGAGCUCGAAUUUUAAAGAAAUAUUAAGUGGUGCUAAAUACGCCCGGUAGUUAAAUGUGCCCUGAAAUUAAUGUGAUGUCGACUGUGUGUGAUGGCGGGUAAAGAGUUAAGAAGCCAUCAGCAACAGUUUGUUGAAGAAAUUAAUUACGAUGAAAUUGAAACAGAGCAGAUAGUAGGAAAAGGUUCUUUUGGAGUAGUAUGGAAAGGAAAAUGGAGAGGACAAUAUGUUGCCAUAAAAUACAUAAAUUCAGAGGGUGAAAAAAAGGCCUUUACUGUAGAAGUUAGGCAGUUAUCAAGGGUUAUACAUCCCAAUAUUGUAAAACUUUAUGGGGCUUGCACCAAAAAUCCAGUUUGUUUGGUUAUGGAAUAUGCUGAAGGCGGCUCUUUAUAUAAUGUUUUACAUUGCAAUCCUCAGCCACGAUAUACUGCAGGACAUGCAAUGAGUUGGGCCUUACAGUGUGCACGAGGUGUUGCAUAUCUUCAUAAUAUGAAACCAAAACCACUAAUUCAUAGAGAUUUAAAACCUCCUAAUUUAUUACUGGUAAUGGGAGGACAGACUCUUAAAAUUUGUGAUUUUGGCACAGCUUGUGACUUAAAUACGUAUAUGACCAACAACAAAGGUUCUGCUGCUUGGAUGGCUCCAGAAGUAUUUGAGGGUUCUAGAUAUACAGAAAAAUGUGAUGUGUUUAGUUGGGGUGUUAUUCUAUGGGAAAUAUUAUCAAGAAAGAAACCAUUUGAUGAAAUUGGUGGUUCAGCCUAUAGAAUAAUGUGGGCAGUACAUGUUGGACAAAGGCCUCCUUUAAUCGAAGGAUGUCCAAAACCAAUUGAAGAUCUUCUGACCAGAUGUUGGCACAAAUCUCCCGAAGAAAGACCAUCAAUGGAUAAAGUUGUAGAAAUAAUGACGAUUUUGUCACAAUUUUUCAGUGGUCACUUGGAACCGGUCGAAUAUGCACCAAGUGCCGAAUCAGAAGAAAUUAUUGAGAAUCAUGAUUCUAAAUAUGAUACUGAGAAUAAUGGAUACGUCGACAAUAAUACCAUUAAAGCUAGUGUGUCGAAUUCUAAGGAAGAAUCAGAAAUUCAAGAAGAUAGUUCAUCUAAUUUGUUGAAUGAUAUAAAAAAUUCGUCUUCUAAAAAUAAUAAUUCAGUGAAUGAUGUAACUUAUAAAAAACGCCAAAUAAAUGAUUUUCCACAACUUUAUGUUGAAUGUGAUCCGAAUUCCUGGGAAUUUUCGGGUUCUGAACCUUCAAUGGAAUCAUCUAUUCUAAAGAUAAAGAAUUCUGUUCCAAGUAACAGUACAACUGAUAAAGAUUUGGACAACGUUUACCGUCUUCUGGAUGCAGAUCUGAGGCCGUUGACGCCUGAUCAAACUUGUGAAAGAUCAAAAGAAAUCUUUGAAGAGCAUAAACAACUUGCACAGGAAUACUUGAAGGUUCAAACUGAGAUAGCGUUAUUGAGCCAACAUAAAAACGAAAUGCUUAAAAAUCUGACCAUAGACAGCCUGAGACAGCAGGAAGAAUUAAGAAAGCUUGAAGAAGAGAAAGGAGCCUUGAUUCAGUUGUAUCGAAACUUAAAACGUCAAUUGGAAAUUAUGAAGAAUCAAAGAAUGAACAAUGUUCUUUCAAGUAACGCUCAAAUAGGUCCAACAGUUUCAGGAAACGAUGGAUGGUUCGUGGUGCCACGUCCAGAUCCUGUAUUAGAUACGUUCGAGGUUUAAGUAAAAUUCUUUUUUGAUACUACGUUUACAAAGGAAGCAAUUUUUACUGAAAAUGCUAAGUUUUCAGUUGAAAAAAAAAUACUAUAGAUAUUUUUAGCAACAUUUUUGUAAUUACUUUAUCUUGAUUUUAAACGCGUGGUUUACUUUCACCGUGCUUUAAUAUCUACAGAAAAUUGAAAAAAUGAAAAAUUUUUGCAAAAUUUUAUACAGUUGCUUCCAUUAUAAGAGAACUGUUUAAGUUGUGAUUUUUACUGUAGAUUGUUAAAUAUAAAUUGAAUACAUAAUGAAAUAUGCCAGAAAUAAUUUUAAACGAUUGGCGACAGAUCAAUCUCAAAUAUGAAAUUAGUAAUUGGUAACCAGUAAUUAACUAAUUGCCUGCGAUAUAGUUAUUAGUAUAAUUAUGUAUGUAAGAAGUAAUACUAAUAAGUGAUUAAGGAUGUAUUGUAUCA